Molecule: messenger RNA, 2917 nt
Organism: Myodes glareolus (Bank vole)
Lineage: Eukaryota; Metazoa; Chordata; Mammalia; Rodentia; Cricetidae
Source: RefSeq, a predicted model, not a curated record
GAUUUGGCAUUAGGUUUCGAGCUGUGCAUUUUUUUUUUUUAAACAGGGGAUUCCAUUUGUCCUCUUUGUUCCUGAGGUGACACGGAGGAAAACAAGCCCGGCUGUUUGUUUAGCUUUCACGUGUAGUUGUGGAAUGUCAUGGAGAAAGCCGGGUCCUGACCUUAGGUGUAGAAAGCCAAGCCUAAAAUGUUUGCCUGUGGCUAGGUAAUUUCUGCAUUAGAUCAAAGGAUAUAUCAAAUGCUUGUUUUUAAAACUAGAAAACCUGAUAGGCAGGUGUGUGUGUGUGUGUGUGUGUGUGUGUGUGUGUGUGUGUAGGCGCGCGUAUUGUCUUCUGUGACCAAAUAGCAGAAUUUACAGAGCACAGUAAACAGUUACUAUGGGGGAAAUGAAGGAAUUUAAAGUAUGCAUGUGAAGACACGAAUAAGACCAAAAGCCUGAAAGAUCAGAUCAACAUCCUGAAAACUGCCAUGUUGGACUGGAGUAUAGCUCGGUGAUAGAAUGAUUGAUUACAUAGUGUUGCGGAUACCCAGCACCAUGUCGAAAAACAAAACAAAAACAAACAACAAAAGAGAAAAUUAAAAAAAAAAACCCUAACAUACUGGAAUUCAAAUAUCUCAUGGAGAAAUAAGGUAAUUCUGGUUUAGCUGGGUGUGCCCCUAUCCUUGGCCUGGGCUACAGGCAUCCUGUCUCAAGAAAAGAAAAAAGAAAAGAAAAGAAAAGAAAAAGUAAUAAUCCUGAUUUAAACAAAGCAGGGUUAGAGAACAAAUAGUCCCUUGAUGGAUAGUGUCAGCGAAAAUACAGAUAAGUAGACCCAUGUGGUGCUGCACGACGCCUUUAAUCCCAGGACUCAGGAGGCAGAGAAGGCAGAUGGAUUUCUGUGAGUUCGAGGCUAGCCUGGUCUACAGAGCGAGUUCCAGGACAGUCAGGGCUCCAUGGAGGGACGAAAAGUUUGUUUUUAAAAUAUUUAAAUUUUGCUAAAUUAAAUUUUACGUAUAUUUUACCUGCACAUAUAUUUGUGUACCAUCUUUGCUCCCAGUGCUUGCGGAGGCCAGAAGACGGGGUCUGAUCACCUGAAACUAGAGUUACAGAUGGUUGUGAGCCCCCAUGUGGGUGCCGGAAUUUAACCCAGAACCUUUGGAAGAACAACCAGUGCCCUUAACCUCUGAUCCAUCUCUCCAACCCUGUAACUGACUUCUUACAUUUAGCACAACCCCCCACCAUGUACUGUCUCUCGAUUUGAUUUCUCUCUUUUGAGUUUAGCCCAGACUGGCCUCUAACUCAUUAGCUGAGGAUAGCCCUUAACCUUCCUGCCUCCAUCUCCCGAGUGCUGCAAUUCUAGGCAUGGACCCCCGUGGCAAAUUUUCAUAGCUGAAUGUGUACCCGCAGUGGAUAGACAUGCUUUUUGUUUAUUCAUUCCUCACUUGGUGGUUAACUUUCUGGGUAAAAUCCAGUUUCUCUCAUGGAUUUCUUUUUCUCUAGAAGGAGAAUGAGUGGAUUGACUUUCAGGUCAACAAAGGCCCAUUGGACGGCGAACCUCAGCCGGCCGUGUUCUCAUGGACCUACUGGGUUAUUUGUGCCGCCAAGCCCUCCUUUGGACCCUGAGAAGAUCAAAGAGUUACAGCGCUUCAUUACCCUUUCCAAGAAACUUCUGGUGAUGACUGGUGCAGGAAUCUCCACGGAGUCGGGGAUCCCAGACUACAGGUCGGAAAAGGUGGGUCUUUAUGCCCGCACAGACCGGAGACCCAUCCAGCAUAUUGAUUUCAUCCGAAGCGCUCCAGUUCGUCAGCGGUACUGGGCCAGAAACUUUGUGGGCUGGCCUCAGUUCUCCUCUCACCAACCCAACCCAGCACACUGGGCCUUAAGCAACUGGGAGAAACUGGGGAAGCUGCACUGGUUGGUGACUCAGAAUGUGGAUGCUCUGCACUCCAAGGCGGGGAACCAGCGGCUGACAGAGCUCCAUGGAUGCAUGCACAGAGUCCUGUGCCUGAACUGUGGGGAACAGACUCCUCGCAGGGUACUGCAGGAACGCUUCCAAGUCCUGAACCCCAGCUGGAGCGCUGAGGCACAGGGCGUGGCCCCUGACGGUGAUGUGUUCCUCACUGAGGAGCAGGUCCGGAGCUUUCAGGUCCCGUCCUGUGAUCGAUGUGGAGGUCCUCUGAAACCAGAUGUCGUUUUCUUUGGGGACACAGUGAACCCAGACAAGGUUGACUUUGUGCACAGGCGCGUGAAAGAGGCCGAUUCGCUACUGGUGGUCGGAUCGUCCCUGCAGGUGUACUCUGGUUACCGAUUCAUCCUCACGGCCCGGGAGAAGAAGCUUCCCAUUGCCAUUCUGAACAUUGGACCCACUAGGUCGGAUGACUUGGCUUGCCUGAAGCUGGAUUCCCGCUGUGGAGAGUUGCUGCCUUUAAUAGAUCCACAGUGACCGAGGUCUGGUGCUCAGAGUCUGGGAAUGGAGUUUCCGUUGAGUCCUGCUGCUAAAGAUCCCUAAAGUUUCUUCCUUUGCCUUCAAACUAAUGGAAGCUGACUGCGUUCUGUAGAGGGCACAGGGCAAUGUCUGCAGGCCGGUCCACCAGAGCGCACCCCUGUUUACAGACAGCUGUCAGAGUCCUCGUGCAGAUGAGAGCUGCCCUCCUAAGAAGGACUUUUUCAAGAAGCAGCUGUUCUUGACGGCACAGCUGUGCCACCUUCCUCUUCAUCCCACCGGGAACAAGGAACUCCUGGAAGUCCAUGAGCCAGCGUGGUCUGUGGGGGCCGCCAUUGAGACCUCACUAAUUCAGGGAAUAACCAGAAGGGCCUCUAUAAUUGACUUCUAAUUCCACAUAGUUGUGUCUGACUGAAGCACCUUGAUAUUUUAACAGCAUGAGCAACAGCAUAAUGAAAUUUUUAUUAACCAAACAAUAAAUUAUUUUAAAUAGCA